Melopsittacus undulatus (budgerigar) is the source of this 2096-nucleotide messenger RNA. RefSeq names its product mesenchyme homeobox 1 (gene MEOX1). The transcript has 4 exons. Gene Ontology annotation, biological process: positive regulation of transcription by RNA polymerase II; somite development. Gene Ontology annotation, molecular function: RNA polymerase II cis-regulatory region sequence-specific DNA binding; DNA-binding transcription factor activity, RNA polymerase II-specific. The record is from RefSeq and is a predicted model, not a curated record. Gene Ontology annotation, cellular component: nucleus. Lineage: Eukaryota; Metazoa; Chordata; Aves; Psittaciformes; Psittaculidae. The coding region runs from base 397 to 1143 and encodes 248 amino acids.
UCUAGACUUGUAGGCAAAGAUCUCUUCUCCCUUCGCACAGCUUAGAACACCGCUGCCGAAACAAGUGAACGUACUUUGCACCUCCUCACCGUAUUUAAAAGUGUUUCCCUCAUGUCCAGCACUUCACGAGGAAGGAAGCUCCAGGCCUUGGGAAGCAGUUCAGAGCAAUCACUGCCUACACCUGGUUACUGUUCUCCAGUCAGGACAAUGAAGACAUUCAGAAGAGUUCCCAAAGUAACAAUUCUGCAACAGCCUAAAACCCACAAAGAACCUUUUGUUUAGGGAUGAAAUCUAUUCUGUAAGAUUUGGAAGAUUUCCCUUUUGCUCCUUUGCUGAUUUUGAAGCCUGAGCUAUACCCAGUCACCAGCACUGGUGUGUGAACAGGAUUGGAAGCACAUGGAUCCCACCAGCAGCAGCUGCAUGCGCAGUCCACAACCUCCUGCCCCACUCUGGGGGUGCCUGCGGAGCACCCCCAUGGAUGUGACCACAGCUUCAGGGCUGAACCACUACCCAGCAGCAUCAUUCUCCUUCCAUCAAAAGUCAGAUUUUGCUGCUUAUCCUGAUUUCUCAACUUCCUGCCUGGUGACUGCUCCCCACAGCUUCCCACACGAGGAGCGGACAUUUGUGGAGCAGCAUCCCUCUUUCCAACACUCUGACUGGCAUUUUGCAGCAACUGAAGCCAGAAGACGACUCAACCCAGGACUGGCCUUGGGUUCUGGAGAGUCAGAAGGCAGCAGCCCAAAUCCAGUGAGUGCAGCGGUGGGUAUGAAUGAAGAUGGUGAGGUACCAGUAAAUACUACAAAUGAGACUGAGAAGAAAUCAUCUAAAAGAAAAAAGGAGAACUCAGAAUCCCAGAAUUCGAGCACCAAGGCAGAACCAAGCAGCAAAUCCCGGAAGGAAAGGACAGCUUUCACAAAGGAGCAGCUACAGGAGCUGGAAGCUGAAUUUGCCCAUCAUAACUACUUGACGAGGCUCAGGAGAUAUGAGAUUGCUGUGAACCUGGAUCUCACCGAAAGACAAGUCAAAGUAUGGUUUCAAAACAGAAGGAUGAAGUGGAAACGUGUUAAGGGUGGGCAACAAGUGUCGCCACAUGAACAUGACACAGAAGAUGUGGACUCUGCUGCCUCCCCCAGCUCUGACUAGUCCUUGCAGCAGUGAGAGAGAAGCAUGGAGAAAGUCAGUCAUCAGAAAGUGGAUGCAACACUGCUCUGGUUCAGCUACACCACGAGAUGAUCCCACCUGCAAAACCUGCAGCCAUGACUCUUUAACAGGUAUAUGAUACUACAGAGGCAACUAAAGAACACAACAGAAACAAGCCAAUGGAGGGCAUGAUUCUGAUCUUGUCUGAAUUAAUUCAGCUCUGUAGAACUUACUACCGCAGAUGUGUCUUCAUAAUAAAAGCUAACACUGAAUAUGAACCAGGCAUCAUGUUGUGUAGGCUCUCAAGCACUCAGAAGAUACAAGCUAUCAGUCAGUGAGUGAUAAUGCAGCUGUGCCUUUCCCUCAUCACACCUCUUCACUCUGCAUUCAGACUUGCCCAGGUACAUUUUCGUCAUGCCUUACUUUAGAAGAAAUAGACGCUUUGGUAGUCACUGAUUCUUUCAUGCAAAUCAAAUUGAACACCUGUAUGUAGGUAGUGAGAUUACAACAUAAAAACGAACCCAGAACUAGAUAUGCAGAACUCUGCUUACCAGUUGCAGAAGAGGUGGCUUUCCCAUUGACGCUCCAAGAGACGUGCCCUGUUGAUGCAGUCUCAGAGGGACAUUUCUUCCAUUCUGACUGUAAAUCCUGAAAUGAAAUGGCUAAUCUGAAUUGCAAAUAUCUUUUCCAAGAAACCAUAUCCCGACAACUGUAACCAACUGUCCCAGCAGGUACAGCAGAGAUUAAGCCCUGUCAUUGGUUUGUUUUCAACAUUUCAAUCUAAUUUAACUAAAGGAAAACUCCUUUUUAGUGGUGCAUUUCUUUCAGAUUCAUGCAAUCUCUCUGUAAAUCCACAGUUUUCUUUGGGAAUUCAGGACUGUCGGAAGAAGCAGAAAAAUGUUACCGGUAGUGAUUUAACUGACUUUACUGUCUACAAAUUCUUGUUUCAUUUUUCA